AUGGGCAAACCGAAACUUGCGCUACAGGUUCCGGUCGACUACACCAUCGUCAUCUCCGCGGACGGCGCAUCAGAUUCUCUCCACGGAACGCUGUCAUUCAGCAAUGUGCCAACACAAUGCGAUUUUCAGAUCGCGCUUGCAAGAGUUGGACGAUUAGAGAAGGGCAAAAAGAUGAAACCUGAUAGUGCCUCAAGGAAGCUGAUGGGCGAGCUUGGCCUCAUAGGAUCGCAGAAAGAGCAAAAACGGGAGCAAUUCGACUACGAGACUGCUGAGAAGUUAUGUGUUUGUUCCGUUGGUCCACCGCAAGAGAGGUCUGGAUCAAAGACGGCGAAGUGCGAGUUCAGUCUGCCUAUCCCGUCAUACCUUCCUGCGACAGCAAUGCUUCCAUCCGUCAACAUCUCCUAUGCUAUCUUUGCAACUUGCAUUCUGCCGGAUAGAAAGGUCUUACAGACAAGCCAGGAUCUGCGCAUCAUCCGCAAAACUGUUAAGCCGAUACGGCUGGAACCAUCACGAACAGUGUAUUUCCCAGACACAUCCUUCGCUGUGCGCGCCAGCUUCGGUCCCCCUACCUUCAGCUCCAAGAAUACCACAAUCGCAACGACAUUGCAGCUCAACGGCCUCAGUUUGCCUAUCACAAAUUCUAUGCGCUUCACCGAAACGCGCUGGCUCGUGCCCCGCGAAAUCCGCUGGGUACUGGAGGAGACCGCAGUGAUUGUCACCGGCUGCCCGGAUGCGACCGGUCACCUACCCAUGUCCAGCGCGCAACGCAUCCUGAAGAGGCGCAAACUCGCAACCGGGAAAGAGAAAUUGAAGCUCAGAUACCCAUUCACGCGGCCUGGAAAUACGCCCAUUAGCAUGCAUUCCGAUGGCUCCGGAUUUUCGGUUCCACUCACCGUCUUGGGACCAAGGGAUCUCUCCCUUGACGCCAGCACUGCACUAUCAGUAGCAGGCGGACACGUCUUACGUACCAUCCUUGACGAAUCUAAUGGCGACUUGAAUGAGUUACAGAGGAGAUUCGCAGUCUAUCUUGAGUGUGAACUGCACAUUUGGCUGCGCAUCGGAGAAGACGUGUUUGACGAAGCAUCGGGUAAUCUGGUCAACAGGAAGAUGGAUGAGAUGGCGUACACCAUCGUUUGUCCUUUAACCACGUCUCGGACAGUGACUGGGCAGCAUGACCGAGAUGAUCAAGAUGAGCCGGUGCCGAUGAUACCCCCGAGUUAUGAUCAGGUGUGGGAACAGCCGCCGCCUGAGUACGCAACGCCUUCGGGGUACAUGGCAGCCGAAGCGCACACGACGUACAGCUGA
Alternaria postmessia is the source of this 1305-nucleotide messenger RNA. RefSeq lists its product as uncharacterized. NCBI's taxonomy places the organism in Eukaryota, Fungi, Ascomycota, Dothideomycetes, Pleosporales, Pleosporaceae. The transcript has a single exon. The record is from RefSeq and is a predicted model, not a curated record. Bases 1 to 1305 code for a protein of 434 amino acids.